UCACCAUGUUCAAAUUAAGCCACCUCGCGGUUCUGUUGACAAUAGCUGUCACCGUAUACUCGGACGACAUUAACCCAUAUAGGGAUUGCGGCUAUCACGAUGUGACCAACGUAGAAAUAGUAGGCUGUCCCCGAGCGGCCACACGAUGCACCUUAGAUCGUGGCGGUGAAAAAAUCUUAAAUAUAACUUAUGAUUCGGUCAGCCCUAACGUCACGUACGACAUGGAGGCGCCGUGCGAUAGGGGCUCCGUAAUAGACCACCUCUCAUAUCACGGGACCCUCCCGGCGCCGGUCACCUGUACCGGGGUUAUCGUCUCAAAGGAUGACGACACCUACAACGCCACGUUCGCCGACGGGCACCAGGAGCUCAUCCCACUGACCGAUUUGACACAAAUUUUCAUUUACAUCAAUGGGAAUCAAUUUUUCCCGGUUUGCGGGACUGUGUCGGGUGGUCAGUGCGCGGGCGACUUAUUUUGGGGGAAUGGUAUCCUUAUAGCUGAUACCCAGACCGGGUGUCGCAGUGAGACAGGUGUCGAGGAGUUGAAGGUGUUGUUUAGCGACCUGGAGUUUAUUGGCAAGUGUUCAUCCAGGUGCAAUAGCGCCGGUACCACGUUUAAGUAUGACCCUCCCAUUAAUCGCAAUGGUUUUGUUCAAAAUGAAUAA
This is a messenger RNA of Oppiella nova, 662 nucleotides long. NCBI's taxonomy places the organism in Eukaryota, Metazoa, Arthropoda, Arachnida, Sarcoptiformes, Oppiidae. The record is from the annotation of a GenBank genome assembly.